Ostrea edulis (European flat oyster) is the source of this 8359-nucleotide messenger RNA. RefSeq lists its product as uncharacterized. The coding region runs from base 365 to 7801 and encodes 2478 amino acids. Gene Ontology annotation, cellular component: membrane. The record is from RefSeq and is a predicted model, not a curated record. Gene Ontology annotation, biological process: immune response; toll-like receptor signaling pathway. Lineage: Eukaryota; Metazoa; Mollusca; Bivalvia; Ostreida; Ostreidae. Gene Ontology annotation, molecular function: protein binding; transmembrane signaling receptor activity. The transcript is spliced from 5 exons.
CUUGUUUAGUUCACGAUAGCGAUAUUAAUCAUACUGCAGAGCCCGCUCUGUCAGGAUGGGAAACAGGGCUCCUCGACAGACACCGUCUUACGGAGAGUUUGAAACACACAAGAUUUCAUGGUGUGAAUUAGAGAUUUCUUAAAAGAAUGCAGUGAAAAUCAGAAGUAUGUGACGCCUGUAAUGAAACCCAGCGACAGAAAACAACGUAUUGGAAUGGAAUUAAAAGUCAAUGAUGAUACAAACAUGGACGGUGCUUUUCCCCAGGGCUAAACAAAAUGAAUGUUUAACAAUCCCGAGGAAAUUUCAAGAAAAUUACUGCUUCUCUACUGUACAAGGGUAGUUAAACAUCUCUGAUUUUUUCGGAAUGGGGUCUAAGGUUUUUACCAUUCUCUUCGUCCUCUGUUUGUUUUCCGUCGGAAAUUCUAAGAAUUUUUCAAAUUGUGGAAUUCCUAAAUGUCUAUUUCAUCUGCGGACGAUGCCUUCCCAACAGACCAUGGACCACAACUCGGAACCAAUGGACACAAAAGGAGUUGGGGUCAAGAUUUACCUUAGUGCUUCUGACAAUAACACGAAAUGUUACAUGGAUACGAGGAGUUACUUGGAUACAUUUAAAUUUGACGGCAAUCCUUUGUUUGCCGUGUUGAUAUUUGCAUGCAAGAGCGAACUCCAGGUCUACUUCAGCGAUGAUGAUGGACCCUAUCUGCAGAAUGUGAUCGCAUACGUACAGAUUCACACAUGCUUAAUUACCCAGGAGCAGUUGUAUCCCAUCCGGAAAAGACUCAAAAUAUUUAUGUUAAAUUUAAUGUCCAAGUAUCCCCCGUUGGAUUUUAAAUAUUGUGACGGGAGUUCUGUCAACAAAACCAGCUGCAAGGUAUGGAACACCCUGGAGGGAAUAAUGUGGAUGCCGACAGAUUUUUCUGGCUCCGUGACGUCAUUAUAUGAAAUGCUAUACUGCAAUACGACUUAUCCAUAUGUGAAAGAAAUUCAACUUUCGAACGUUCCCAUGCAACAAGAUUUAUCGAAAUUGCCAGGUACGUUUCCAAGGUUGCAAAUUCUUGGGAUUGAGAAAUCGGACUUAACAGAGCCACCUAAUUUCCCUUGGAGCGAUGUUUGGCUCCAAUUAAGUUUCAAUAUGACACGAAGAGACGCAGCACACGAGGAAUACGCCGGGAUUUUCAACAUGGAUCUGGAAAGAAGCUAUCAUAUGAAAGCUAUGUCUCUGAGUGGAAACAAAAUUUCAAACCUCGCCAAUCACACUUUCAAAGGAUUUUUACAUAAACUUGAUUUAUCUCAAAACAGACUUCAAGUUAUUAGCGAAUUUACUUUUAGAAAUCUUCGAGGCUUCCAACAUCUUGAUUUAAGUUCGAAUGAUCUGCAGAAUAUCCCAAAGGAUUGUUUUAAAGGCCUGAGAGAAUUUCGUCAUCUUGACAUGAAAGCUAAUAAGUUGCUACAUAUUCCAGGAGACAUAUUCGUAGAUAACACAAACCUUGUGUAUGUUGACUUCUCUAGAAAUAAGAUAAGGGCAAUAGAAUCAAACACGUUUUCUCAUUUAAAAUCACUUAGAGAACUUCACUUAGAGUACAAUGAAAUUACCAUUUUCCACCAACAAUCAUUCCCAAGCCAGUCAAUAGAAUUCAAGAAACUUUUUCUCGAUGGCAAUGGUUUUUCUGAAGUCCCAGCAUUCAUAUUCUAUAUGCGGUCCGUUGAUACUAUUAGCUUGCGAAAUUCAAAUGCAAGGUUUCAGAACUUCAGUCAAACCAUAUCAAAUCUGAAAUGGGGGGAUGAGAAGAGUCCUCAGAGUUCCAUAAACGAAACGAAAUCCAUUACGAGGCAGCAAACCCAAAUCAUACAAAAUGUUCUUGUUGAUUUUACCGGAAGUAAAAUUGACAAUCUAAACUUACCAAGUUACAAUCUCAGUGAUAUCAAAGUUAAAGAAAUAGAGGAACUACAUGAAAAUGUUUUGCAUGUCUUCAAAACGUUUCGAUUUCGGCUGGAGAACAAUCCACUUCGUUGUGAUUGCGGAAUCAACCAGAUUUCUAAAGUUCUGAGACAUUUUUUAAAAGAAAAUAUGAUUGAAAAGUAUGAAUUUUUCAGUGAUUGGAAAUGCUCUUGGCCCACUGAAUUUCGAAAUCAUUUGCUCUUGGAAAUAGCAGAGAAAGAUACAUAUUGCGAGAAAAGCAUGACUUUUUGUCCGGCUAAUUGUACAUGUUUUGAAAGAUCAGUGAGUGGAGUUAAUAUCAUAGACUGCCGUAAUCGGGGAUUCCAGUCUUUACCUGAAAAGUUACCUUCUGGCAUCUUGGACCUCUGGUUUCACCAAAAUAAUAUUACCACAUUAAAUAAAAGGGAAUACUUAGAUCGAAUAAGAACAUUAACGUUGUCUCGCAAUAAUCUUGCAAUAAUUGAGCCCGGUGUUUUUAAGCAAAUGAAAAUCAUCCAAGAACUUUUUUUGAAUUCCAACUUUUUGGUAUCGUUGCCUUCUGAAAUUCAGGAAUACUUCUCAGGAAUCAUUCAUAUAGAAGAUAAUCCAUUCAAGUGUGACUGUCACACGACCUGGCUAAAGCGAUGGAUGAUACAACAGGCAAAUAUUGUUUUUGACUCGCAAGAUGUGACAUGUAACGUUGACAAAGAAAACGAUGAUGGGCGACAAUUAAUCACUGUUCCCGACAGCGAUUUUGUCUGCUUAGAGGAUUUCGAUUCCUUUAAUAAUGUGCUUGUCCCUAGCACCGUGUGUUCCCUUUUGCUUGUGGCUUUGAUUAUAACAGUCUGUGUCUUGUACGUUUAUAGACUCGAGGUAAAAGUUCUACUUUAUAUUUAUCUUGGUUUUCACCCGUUUGAUCAGGAUAAAGAUUGUAAAGAAGUCAUCGACGUUUUGAUCGUUCAUUCCCCAGAGAUCACGGAAUGGGUAAUGGAGAAUAUUGUGGAAUAUCUGGACUUCUGCAGUUCACAUUAUUUAGUGUGUGAAAUGAUGAGAGACUUUGUUGCAGGAUUUUCAUAUCAAGAAAACAUCGCCACCCUGGUGAAGCAUAGUAAAAGAAUUAUCAUAGUUCUUUCAAAAGAAUUCUUAAAGGAGGAUAUUCUAAAAAUUACAUGGAAUGAAACACAAGAGAAAAUUAAAGCAAUGAAAACCAAUUAUGCUAUUGUUGUUUCACAUGAUGUGAAUCUAAAAGAAAUCCAAAACAAAGACUUACAGCAGUAUGUAAAACGAGGACGCUAUAUAGACGCAUCACAAAGUCUGUUUCAAGAAAAACUUUCGUAUUGCAUGCCACAGCUUAAAGGCGAUGAAAUUCGAAUCAGAAGCUUACCUGAUUUGAAAUAUCUCAUUCAUCAUAUGUACGGAAGUGAUGACAAUGCUGAAUUGUAUGAACGCCAUGCGUUCCUGUCGUACUGUGAGAGUAAUAUUGGAUAUGUUAUGAAUGAUCUGAGACCCAUUUUAGAGGAUAAUGGAUUUACUCUUUGUCUCCCAGAUAGGGAUUUCAUUCCUGGUGCACCAAAAGAAGAAAACGUACUCAAAGCCAUAGACAACUGCUUGCAUACAAUUUUCCUUCUGUCGGGGGAUCAGUUAGACAAUGAAUGGUCCCUGUUUACGUUCAGAUCAGCCAGUGAAAAGUCAAUGCGAGAGAAAUGUAAUCACCUAAUUGUUGUAUUAGGGGAAGACGUGAAUUUGCAAACUAUGGGUGAAGAGGUAAGAGCUUAUGUAAACACUCACGUGUCUCUUAGAGUGAACGAAAAAGGUUUUAUAAAACGAUUACUGAAUGCGCUGCCAGAUAUCGAAAAUCACGAGCUCUACAUUAGGAACGAUGACAAUAAUUUUGUCAACUUUGAAAACUUGCACAAGAAGAAAGAAAACGGUCAUACGACAAUUGUUGCUGACGUCACAGAGCACGGAGGGAAGAAAAACGGGUAUAUAGAGAUGAACGGUAAAGCUCAAAAUGGAGACGUUCAUUUGUCUGAUAUCCAGCUGGAUGGAACUACUCGUUAUCACAACAGAGCUUUUCAGGGAGACGGGAAUGAAGCCGUCGAUAUAAAUGAAAACGAACGGAAAUCUCCCGAAGAUAAACUGCACAGGGUUGUUCACAGCCACCUAAACAGUACGAUGCGCGUGUACUUCCUGCUUAUGAUUCUUACUUUGUUGACGUAUUCCCCCUCAGUGAUGAGCUCAUUGGAGACUCUAUGUGUGCCAAAGUGUUUAAUCCACUGGCGGGAAAUUACAGAUGUUCAUCUCUUAAGCCAAAACGACAUCCCUCUUAAGACAGUGGCCUACUCUUUGUCUCUCGGGGUGCCUUUAAACAACUGUACCUCCAUCAAGCAAUGUUAUGUCAACACAUCAGAAAUACUGGAGGCUUACAAUCUUGGUGACAAGCCUGUUAUUGCUUUCUUCGACAUCCGGUGCUUUAAUCCAAUGGUAGUCCAGAUGACCCCAUAUACAGGAACACAGAUGUCUAAUGUUCUGUCAUAUAUACAAAUAAUGAACUGUCAGCUGACAAAGGAAGUGUUUGAGAUCAUCGGUAAAAUGGUUCGUCCUUUUUCUUUAGUGAUGAAAGAUACCAAGAUUCCAAUAAAUUAUACCCUGCUUAAUGAUACUGUCAUCAGUAAUACGAUGUGUAGCAUGCUGAAUCAAUUGACAACUCUCUGGAUUCAUAACACACCUGGUGAAUCAGAAGGAAAACUUAACUUCGAUGAUCUUGUUAACAUGUUUCAAUGCGACCAUGAUUUCCCAGACAUGAAAGAUUUAACCAUCCACAAUGUUCGACUCAACACAUCUAUAUUCAAUAUCAGUGCUAUAUUUCCAAACAUAGUUUCCUUGGAAAUUACUCUUGCAGGACUUACAGAACCAAUUCGGUUUCCUUGGAAUGACUCAUCUGCAUUACUGAGUUAUAAUCUUUCAUCUUCGGAUUAUAUGCUUAAGCAAUAUGCCAAUGCAAAUCAUAUUACAGUUGAUAGACACCAUUUCCGAAGACUUCUGAAUCUAAACAUGAAUAAGAUCUCAAGUUUACAGAACUAUGAAAUGUAUGGAAAACUGCAAAUGGUGCAGCUUGCAGGAAAUGGACUAUAUGCAAUUAACGAAAAUUUAUUCAGGAAUUUGGAAGAUUUAGAGCACAUAGAUCUUAGUUUAAACAACUUGCAAAUAAUUCCGCCUUUCACCUUCCGCGGACUGAAUUUGUUAAAGCAUCUCGAUGUGCAUUCUAAUAAUCUAACACACAUACAGCCAGAUCUCCUUUUAGAUAACAAGAAAGUGAUCUAUAUUGAUUUCUCAAAUAACAGCAUCGAUACCAUCGGUACAGAUGUUUUCAAAAUGUUGGAGGACUUAAGAGAAUUGCAUUUGGAGCACAACCGUAUUAUCUCAUUAGAAACUUUGGAGUGGCCGAUCUACUCCACUCAGUUGCAAUUAUUAUACUUCGACGGAAAUCCUCUGAUUCAUUUACCGGAAUUCAUAUUUUACCUCAGAGCUUUAAAAACGGCUAGCUUUAGAUAUACACAAAUAUAUUUUAAGAAUUUCACAGGGUACAUUCACGCUCUCCACUACAGCCUUGUUGCCGAACAGCUGCUGAAAGGCUCCGUUGCCAAAAACGAUAUAAGUAUAGAAAUUGUUAUCAAAAACCCCAGAGCAAUUCUUGAUAAUAUUGAGGACAGAAUCCGAGUAAUAGAUUUGACAGGUAGUAAAAUAGAUAACUUGAAGCUGGAGUAUUAUGGAACGGAAAGGGAAAUUCAAAACAGAGUGUAUAUACUGAAUAUAAAAUUACUUCUCAUUUUGAAAUACUUCAAAAUCAUUUUGGACAGAAACCCAUUACGUUGUGAUUGUGGAAUAGUACAACUCAGUAGAUAUAUAGCUCAUAAAAAACAUUCUAAUGAGAGUUUAUUCGAUGGAGAAGAAUAUUUCUUUAACGAUUGGAAAUGCGCGUCGCCGUCGGAGUUUAAAGGCCAACGUAUGUUGAGCAUACCAGAAGCAAAUACGUAUUGUGAAAAGAAUAUUUCAAACUGUCCGAGAAAUUGUAGUUGCUAUGAAAGGUCAAUAACUUACUUUACCAUUAUUGAUUGUCGUAAUCAACAUUAUAUGUCUUUACCAGAACUUUUACCAAGUGGAAUUUUGGAACUUUGGUUUCAGGGUAAUAACAUUUCUACUCUAACUGAUGACACUUUGAACUAUAUACCAAGAAUAAGACAGCUCCUUCUGUCGGAUAAUCAAAUAGUCAGCAUCAGCGAUGCCACUGUUUCAAAAAUGAACAUUUUAAGUAUAUUGCAUCUUGAUUCAAAUUAUCUUGUAUCUCUUCCGAGAGCUCUUGAACACGUACAACUAAUGUCUAUAAAAUUCAUCAAUAAUCCUUUGAAAUGUGAUUGUCACACAAAAUGGAUCAAACACUGGAUGUUAAAGAAUAUGGCCGUCAUCGAAGGUGUCACCGAUGUUACAUGCAAUGUAGAUGACGAGGAGGAAAAGGGGAAAUUUUUUAUCAGCGUUCCAGAUGAGGAUUUUGUUUGUUUAGAAGACUUUGAUUCUAUAAAACAUGUUGUUGUACCAACUGUCACAUGUUCGUUAGUGCUGCUAGUACUGAUCAUUACACUAUGUCUGAUGUAUGCAUACAGGUUAGAGGUCAAGGUAUUAAUGUAUAUUUACUUGGGGAUUCAUCCAUUUGAUAAAGACGACAAAGAUGGGAAAGAAAUCAUCGACGUUUUGGUUCUUCAUGCCCCAGAGAUGACGGAUUGGGUGAUGGAGAAUGUUGUUAAAUAUUUGGAAUUUCAAAAAGACUACUAUGUCGUCUGUGAAAUGAUGAGAGACUUUGUAGCUGGUUUUACAUACUUGGAAAAUAUUGCUAGCAUUGUGAAACACAGCAAACGGAUGCUGAUAAUAUUAUCACCGGAAUUCAUUGAAGACGACUUGCUAAAAGUUGCCUGGAAUGAAGCUCAGGAAAAGAUCAAAGAAUUGAGAACGAACUACGCUAUCGUUGUGUGUCAUGAGGUGACGUUGAAACAAGUAAUGAUAAAAGAUAUGCAGAGGUAUAUCAAGAGGGGACGUUAUAUUGACGCAACACAAGCUUUGUUUCAUGAAAAACUUCUCUAUUCCAUGCCCCAGUACAAAGAUACGACUGAUAAAACAAAAAGUUUACCUGACAUAAAAUACUUCAUCCAGGAGACGUAUGGAGAAGAGGGUUUCGAUAAUGAUCUGUACAACAGGCACUGCUUCAUUUCGUACGCAGAUAGUGAAAUGCCUUACAUAAUGAAUGAAUUAAGACCAACUCUAGAAAACAAUGGCUAUUUGCUAUGUCUUCCUGACCGAGACUUUGUUCCAGGAGCUUCAAAAGAAGAGAACGUUCUAAAAGCCAUUGAUAGUUCACUACACACUAUCUUUAUCCUUUCUGGGAAUCAUCUACAGGACGAGUGGUCUGUUUUCACUUUUAGAAUAGCAAGUGAGAAGUCCUUGCGCGUCCGAAGUAAUCAUUUAAUCGUCAUUAUUGGCGAGGACGCUGACUUAGAAACAAUGGACGAUGAAGUGCAAUUUUACAUCAAAACUCACGUGACUCUUAGAAUUAAUGAAAAGUGGUUCGUUAGGAAACUGUUGAACUCUUUACCGGACGUGGAGACUCAGCUUCCUAACAUAAUUGAUCAUGUUGGAAAUAAAGUCCAGCCGCAGCAUCAAAAAAGAAUUGGAGAACCUAGAACGGUCGUGGCAGAAAUUAAUCAUAGACUAGAAAACGGUAGAGUCAAUAUUGGAAAUGGAAACGCAGAAAAUGGGACUAUCAAAUUUGUCAAUGGCGCUUAUAUUAAUGACGAAGACAUUCAUAUUGAAUUAAGAGACGAAAUUGUUUGAGGUCGAUAUGUUGAUCCAUAUAACAGUAGGAUUUGUGACACCAGGAGAACCCGGAAAUGAUUAAUAUAUAUGUAUUUUUAAAAUAUGUAUUUUGUUACUGUCUCAUAUUUUGACUAUUAAUUAUAUAUGGUUUCUGUAAACUAAAUUGUGUGGUACUUCUUGAGUAUAUUGCUUAAAAUCGUUUCCAAUGUGACACUUUUCAAAAAUGUAGAAAUGUUUAUAGACAGUCGUAAUUUGUCCAUUCGUUAGAUUCUUCACAAUAUUGUCCGGCGAAGGCAACCAUUUAGUUUAAAACUUUCAGAAGUUUUAAAAGUGAAAUUGGAAGUUGAAUAGUGAUUAGUAAACGAAUGUAUAACUGAUAUAGCUCAUCCUAAGAUAAAUUUCAUUCUGUUAUAUUUAAUUGUAGUACUUAUACAAAUGUGAUAUUUCAAUACUGCUCAAAAUUCAGUCAUUGUAUUGUCUAUGUGAUUACUUAAAUGUCUAAAUUUAUAUUUAGGAUAAAAUUGUAUUUCAACUUCUAUUAUUGUUGUUCAUAGUGAAUGUAAAUGUGUAAACAUG